Messenger RNA from Cladocopium goreaui, 3573 nucleotides. The record is from the annotation of a GenBank genome assembly. Lineage: Eukaryota; Dinophyceae; Suessiales; Symbiodiniaceae.
AUGGCUCCGUCUCCUGGUACGCCGGUGGGGGGGGAGCGGCCUUCACGGCGUGCUGCUCCUGCUGCGGGUGGUGGUGUGCCGAUGGAGGUCGAUGGGCCUCCCUCCGCCGCCGGCGGGCCAGAUGUUGCUAUGCCAGCUGCAGGGCCGGGGCGCUUGUUCUGUCCCGUGUCUGGUUGCCCCUGCGGCGAUGCCGCGCGAUGUGCUGGCUGGACGAGCGAGACAACUCUCCGGCGACACGUGGACCUCCACCUAACCGGCCAUCUGGCUGGGGAUGUGCCUGCUGCUUGGCUUCAGGCCCGGCAUCGCACCCGGUGCUCUGUUGGUGGCACUGGCGUGGCUACACGCUUUGGGGUGCAUCCAACCUGCCGGCCUGAGGCCCGUGCUGCUGCACCUGGUGGGGAGGCCAGAGCGCCUGCUCUUCCAGCUGGUGAGGCGCUGCCGUCGUUUGAGGCGAUCCAGGCCGGGCAAACCCCGACUCUCCGGCACGUGCCUCAUAGUGCUCGACCUGCUUGGGCCCAGCUUCUCACCCGGAGCCUGGCCGCAGUGGCCACCUACAAUGAUGAGCGGUCCUGGGCAGAGCUGCUGAUGCUUCCUCAGACUGUUCUGUGUGCGCCGGCUCGUGGUGGCCGCCGUCAUCAGAAAGCCCUCGCCGCUUUCACUUUAGAGCGGAUCCAGCGAUGGCAAGAGGGGGAGCGUGCUGCUCUUUGGGCUGCCCGCCCCAAGCCACGGAAGCGGUCCCAGACCGGACCUAGCCAAGAAGAGAGGCAGGAAUUCGCAACCAGCCUGGCAAGGGAAGGGUUUGACAAAAAGGCCUGUGCCGCACUCCUUUCUCAGGGCCUUUGUCCCACAACCCCCGAGACUGUCAGCGCUUUGCAAGCCCUGCACCCGGUUGGGCCCAACCCUUCCGGGCCUGCUAUGGCUGACCUGCCUGUUGCGCCGACCCUUGAUGUAGAACUGGUGGUACGAGCUCUUCGCUCCUUUCCUGUUGACACCGCCCCAGGUCCUUCAGGCCUGCGGGUCCAACAUCUCCGGGAAUGCCUUCAGUCUGGUGUCGGUGACGGCUUGUUGGAUCAGCUCACUGCAGUUGUUAACCUGCUGGCUCAAGGCCGAGCCUGCCCUGCUGUGAUGCCGCUGCUGGCCGGUGCCGGGCUGAUCGCCUUACCCAAGCCAAGUGGAGGUGUCCGGCCCAUUGCCAUAGGGGAAAUUCUCCGCCGGCUUACAGGGAAGUGCCUGAUGCAGGUGGUUCGUGCAGAAGCCCGAGACUACUUCUGGCCGGCCCAACUUGGUGUGGCUGUCCCAGCCGGAGCCGAGGCUGCAGUACACACUGUCCGGGCGUGGCUGGCUCGACACACUGCUGCCGUCAACAAGGUGAUUGUGAAGCUGGACUUCCGGAAUGCCUUCAACCUUGUCAAUCGUGACGCAGUUCUGCAAGAGGCCCGUCUCCGGUUUCCGGCUUUGGCCCGCUGGGCUACAUGGUGCUAUGGUGAGCCCAGCCGUUUGCAGUAUGGACCGGCCACUCUGCAGUCCUGUGUGGGAGUCCAACAAGGAGAUCCCUUAGGCCCUUUACUUUUUGCAGCAGCUGUGCACCGGCUUGCCCUAGACUUGAAAGCAGGGCCGCUGGACCUCUCCAUGUUCUACUUGGACGAUGGCUUGCUUGCAGGGGACAUUGGUCCUGUGGCCAACGCCCUUCACCACAUUCAGCAGCGCGCCGCAGAAUUGGGUCUGCAUCUCAACCUUCAAAAGUCUGAAGUGGUUGCUGUGGGAGCUAUCCCGGAUGGCACCUUUCCUGGCCCCCUGCCCGCAGCCCUUUGUGCUACCCCUGAUGGCGCCAGCCGGGUGGUGCGCGAUUUUGAAUUCCUGGGCGCGCCUGUGGGCUCCGAUGCUUUCUUGGAUGGCCAUACCAGCCGGCGAGUUGAAUCAGCCACAGCUUUGCUAGAUGCCUUGGGUGCGCUGGCGGACCCUCAGGUGGCCUUGCGGCUGCUGAGGAGCAGCGCCGGCUUUUGCCGCAUGGCUUACAGCAUGCGAUGCAGCCCUCCCACUGCUCAACAAACCGCUUUUGCUGGGCUUGAUUCUUUGGUUCACCGGUGCUUCAGCUCCUUUACCGGGCUUCACCUGACCGACGAGCAGUGGCAACAAGCCACCCGCGGCUUGCGCCAUGCCGGGCUUGGGCUUCGCUCAGUGCACUCCCAUGCUCCCGCUGCCUUCCUUGCUUCUCUUGGUGGUUUUGCGCACAAAUGUCAGGAGUUGGACCCCAAUUACCCCACUGAUUUGGGUACUUCACCUGAGGCUUGUGGUGCAGUGGCUGCUUUCAAUGCCCAGCUGCCCCAGGCUGCACAUGUGACGCUGUCCGCUGCUCUUGGCAAACGGCAGGCGGACCUCAGCCACCUGUUGGAUGCAGCUGGCUGGGAGGCCCAACUAGCUUCGUCUUCUGCCAUGGCAAAGGCUGGCUUGCUUUCUGAGGCCGAACCUGGUGGGCGCGCCUUUCUAACAGCCUUGCCUGCUGGACGAACCCGCAUGGAGCCCGCCCACUUUGUUUCUGAAGUCCGUGCGCGGCUCGGGGUUCCACAUGCCAGCCACGAUGCUUGGUGCCCACGCUGUGACGCUGUGCUGGACCGGCAUUCGGUCCACGCCAGCAUGUGUGUGGCCGGUGGAGAGCGCAACCAGAGACACAACAGCUUGCGCGAUCUUGUGCACGGCUGGGCUGAGAAGGCCGGGCUCCAACCAGAGAGGGAACGAGCUGGGCUUCUGCUGCCGCAGAGCCCUGAUGAUGCUUCAUCGGCCAGGCGCCGACCUGCUGACCUGUACUUGCCUUCCUUCCAUGGGCGGCCAACCGCAUUUGACUUCGCCGUGACGGCGCCCCAGCGGUUGGAUGUCCUGGUUGAGGCUGGCCGGGGUGGCGGGUCUGCAGCCAGUGCUUAUGCUGACGUGAAGCGGCGGCACCUUGACACAGCCAAAGUUUGUGAACAACAUGGCGUGGCCUUUGUGCCUCUGGUUGUCGAAACCAGUGGCGCGUGGGCGCCCGAGGCUUCCAAGAUCCUUCACCAGCUCUCCCGGGCAGUGACUUUGAGGCAUGGCGGGUUUGGCCCUCCUUUGGGUGGACCGACUCUGCUGGAAGAGGCUUCUGUCCUGGUCCGGUGCUGGCGUGCCCGGGCUACUUUGCGUCGCCGUGCUGAAUUGGAGGCCAUGGCUUCGCUGGGUCUGGAAGGAAAAGAGGUAGAGAAUUUGUUCCGGAGGUUUGAUCCUGACAAGAGUGGCUUCCUGGACAAGGAGGAAUUCUUUGCAUAUGCUGCCAAAGGAACCAGUGAUCUCCACGCCUUGCUGAAGCGUGGCUUGGCCGCCGCAGAUGAAAAUGAAGACACGAUCCUCAAGGCCUUUGAGGCAUGGGAUGUGAACCAGGAUGGCAGAAUCUGCAAGGACGAGCUGGAGCGCGUGUUGGUGAUGUUGAACCCGGCCUUCACCAAGAAGGAUUUGACGAAAUUGAUGAAGGCAAUGGAUGAGAACGAAGAUGGUGAGAUCGACUAUGAGGAGUUCACCACAUGGAUAUGCAACAGCCAUGGCCCGAGGAAAAAGUGA